Dromiciops gliroides (monito del monte) is the source of this 1167-nucleotide messenger RNA. It is a transcript of the gene DCTPP1, whose product is annotated as dCTP pyrophosphatase 1. Gene Ontology annotation, molecular function: nucleoside triphosphate diphosphatase activity. The coding region runs from base 111 to 659 and encodes 182 amino acids. The record is from RefSeq and is a predicted model, not a curated record. The transcript is spliced from 3 exons. Gene Ontology annotation, biological process: nucleoside triphosphate catabolic process. Lineage: Eukaryota; Metazoa; Chordata; Mammalia; Microbiotheria; Microbiotheriidae.
AAUCUGGCGGGGAGAGGGGGAGGGGUUGAGCUGGGGAGAUACGAUACACGUGGCUUCACUGUUAGUGGGUCCUCUACAGCACGGGAGCCGCCCCUUCGCUCUGCAGCACCAUGCCGGGGGGCAGCGACCCCGAGGGCGCGGCGGCGGCGGCGGCGGCGGGAGGAGCAGCAACUACAGCAGCGGGGCACGAUACCCCAUUUAGCUUCAGCCCGGAGCCCACGCUGGAGGACAUCCGACGCCUCCAUGCAGAGUUUGCAGCAGAACGGGACUGGGGCCAGUUCCAUAAACCAAGGAACCUCCUCCUGGCCCUUGUUGGGGAAGUGGGAGAGCUGGCAGAGCUCUUUCAGUGGAAGCCUGAUGGUGGGCCUGGACCCCUGUCCUGGUCUGAAGCGGAACGAGGGGCACUAGGGGAGGAGCUCAGUGACGUCCUUAUCUAUCUGGUAGCCCUGGCAUCACGGUGCCAUAUUGACCUGCCACAGGCUGUGCUGGCCAAGAUAGAGACCAACCGGCGCCACUACCCAGUCCACCUUGCUCGGGGCUCUUCCUGCAAGUACACAGAGCUGCCCCGUGAAGAUGUACUGAAGUCUGAGAGCCAUGGCCCUGCACCAGGAGCCACAGAAUGUGCCCCUGCCUCCAGGGGAGAGGAGGGGACUAACUAAAAAACAGGACCUGUGGAACAGGGAUGGGAGCUGGAAUUCAUGGGACUAACUCCAGGAGCACUGGUGAGGGACAGCCCAUUAUGGGAACCCACUGAGAAAACAGGGACACAAAAGCCUUCUCAUAUCGUCCUUUAGUUGUGUUACUAAAUCCUAGAAAUGCAAGAUUCCUCCACCCUCCUAAAUCCUACUAGAAGAGGGACUGGAUGGGAUACAUGAAUGAAGGAGGUACUCAGGUUGUCAUUUUUUCUUUUAAUAAAAGGGUUUAGGAUGAAAUGAUUGCUGCUGUUACUUGGAUGGGGAGAAAGAGAGAGGUAUGACUGAGGGAGAACAGGAACUUUGAUUAAAUGGGGGUGGUGCAGCUAAGACCCACUGAGAGAGCCUUAGGUCUAUAUAAUAUUCCUUGCUUUCUCUAAAGUGCUCCCUUAACUUCACGAACUUGGACAAAUCACUGUUCUAGUUUCCUUACCUGUUAAAUAAAGAAUUGGGCUGGACGUCUCCAAGCCAAAUA